AUCGAGACCUAUCAAAUAGGUGGUGAUCACAACGCGCCCUAGAUAAAACGCUCUCGUCUUGUUUGCCACUCUAAUUUUCUCGAAGGUGCGGUCGCCGCUUUUUUAAUCUCCCUCUAAUUUCUCCGUGUCUGAGUUGGUAAGCAACAUCGAACGCUCUCUUUGUAUGAGAGGUGAAGAUUUUAUGUCUUUCAUUAUUUUCCAAUUCUAGGGCUUUGCUUCUUCGUUUUUCUCUUCGAUUUCUAGGGUUUUCACUUUCGCAUUAUAUCGCCGAAUUUCGAUUGAUCAACUUAAAAUUGAUUAUCUUCUAUUGAUUUUUAUUUUUUCUUUCCAUUGAUUCUGCGUUUGAUUUCGUAUUAUUUUUAGAUCUGAAAGUAGUUUGGCUUAGGGUUCUAAAUUUUUCAAAAAAAAAUUGAAUCGAUUGUAUAAUCAAAUUAGGUUUUACUAGAUAGAAUUAAGGGGAUUUGAAUCGAGAUUAGUGCUUUAUUCAACUGAAUAUUUGGAUAAAGUAUAUAUGGCUGCUGGGAGACAUGGGGGUUACCGUGAUAACGAAUUCAGAGACCGAGAGGCUGAUUUUGAAGUGUCAAGGCGUGAAUAUGCUUAUUCCAAGGAUGAAUAUGACUAUGAGCGGGUUAUGAGUAGUAAUCAUGAAAACCAGCUGGCUGGAGUUCGAUACAUGAGAGAUAGGGUUAGACAAAAGGAUAUUAAGGAGAGGGAAGUGAUGACAAAUGGUGGGUAUCGCCCCUCAUCCAGUAGGAGUGAUUCAGAUAGCAGUGCUGGUGGUCUUAAUAGUCUUGGGCCCAGGCCGAAGGAGUUUUCAGUUAAGGCUAUUGACAGGGAGCCUGGUGAAUUGUCAAGUGAAAGUGGAUCUGAGGAUGCAACUGAAACUGACUUUGUGUCAAAAGGUAAGCAUAAGGAAGUUUCCAAGGUGGUAGUGAAUGGGAUUCAAUCUCAUUUGGAAAGAAAAAGGAAAUUCUCACCCAUAGUGUGGGACAGAGACGAUAAUAAUGUAGGUAAAAUUAGCAAUUCACCCGUUGUGACGGCCCUUCCCCCUUCGCCACUUUUACCAAAGACAUAUCACAAAUCACCUAACGUUGUUCCAGAGGGAGGUGUACAUGUAUCUCCCUCGAAGGGUAGGAAAAACCAGACUUUUCAGUCUGUUUCACCAAUUAAUCCUCCCGUGGAAUCUAGGACAGUUGAAUAUGAUACAUCUGGGUCUCCUGUUGGGUUGUCUAUUUCACCUUCAAAGGAGCAACAAGGGUUUAAUGUUCUGGGAUUGGAACAUUUAGACGAUGUAGACUAUGUAACAACCCAUAAUAUAUCCUCUUCGAGAUGGGCAGCUGGAAACAGUUCACCUAUUGAUGAAGGUGAAAUUUUAGAAGAUGAAGAAGUUCCCAAAAGGAGGAAGAAAUUGCCUCUUUCAGAGUCUUUGCAAACCCGAUCAAGGAACAAAUCUAUUAGUCCUGAGCUUCUGGAGCUCAAGAGAAAGGGGUCUGAAAGGGCGAGAUCCAGGUCAUCUGAAUCUGAUGAACACAGCAGCCGUGCUAGGUCUUUGAGUGGGGAUGAUUAUCAUAGUAAUGAUUCAGAGAAGUAUGAUUACAUGGAGAUUGACAAGGAAGAAAACCAUGAUGAUAUUAGUGUUAGUGGGUCUGAUGCAAAUUCAGAUGAUGAAACCAAUUCUCACAAGACUCCAGAACCUGCAGCACCUCCUCAAAGAAGUAUAAAUAUGCUUCAGGGAUGUAGGAGUGUUGAUCAGUUUGAGAGGCUAAACAAGAUAGAUGAAGGCACUUAUGGUGUUGUAUAUAGAGCUAAAGAUAAAAAGACCGGGGAAAUUGUAGCCUUGAAGAAGGUAAAGAUGGAAAAGGAAAGAGAAGGUUUUCCAUUGACUUCUCUUAGGGAAAUAAACGUCCUUCUUUCUUUUCAUCAUUCAUCUGUUGUGGAUGUUAAAGAAGUUGUUGUAGGGAGUAACUUAGAUAGCAUUUUUAUGGUGAUGGAAUAUAUGGAACAUGAUCUAAAAGGACUGAUGGAGGCAAUGAAGCAACCAUUCAGUCAGAGUGAAGUGAAAUGCCUCAUGCUCCAGCUAUUGGAGGGUGUUAAAUCUCUUCAUGAUAAUUGGGUUCUUCAUAGAGAUUUGAAGACAUCAAACCUGCUCUUGAAUAAUAGGGGUGAGUUGAAGAUCUGUGACUUUGGUUUGGCACGUCAAUAUGGGAGCCCAUUGAAACCAUAUACUCAUUUGGUGGUUACUCUUUGGUACAGGGCACCAGAACUUCUAUUGGGAGCAAAACAAUAUUCAACUGCAAUUGACAUGUGGUCAUUGGGUUGUAUCAUGGCUGAACUGUUGUCUAAGGAGCCACUGUUCAAUGGCAAAACUGAAUUUGAUCAACUUGAUAAGAUUUUCAGAAUCCUUGGCACACCAAAUGAGAAAAUUUGGCCUGGAUUUUCAAAGCUGCCUGGUGUGAAAGUCAACUUUGUCAAGCAUCAGUACAACCUGCUGCGCAAGAAAUUCCCAGCAACAUCUUUCACUGGAUCGCCAGUCCUAUCUGAUGCUGGGUUUGACUUGUUGAACAAACUCUUAACCUAUGAUCCCGAGAAGCGAAUAACAGCUGAUGCUGCUCUGAAUCAUGAUUGGUUUCGUGAAGUUCCUCUUCCUAAGUCCAAAGAUUUUAUGCCUACCUUUCCUGCUCAACACGCUCAAGAUAGGCGUAUGCGAAGAACUAUGAAGAGUCCUGAUCCUUUAGAAGAGCAGCGUAUAAAGGAGCUGCAACAACGGGAGCUAGGGGCAGGUGGUUUGUUUGGCUGAUAGAAAUGAAUACAUUUGUUAACUGUGUCUAGGGUCCUGUGCUUUAAGUGUCAAAAUAGUUUGCAAAUGCCCACAGUUGAGGUGAGGAAUAUGCAUUCAACAGAAGUUGCAAACAUUGCUUGUCAGACGAUCAUUCAUGCUGUUUUUUAGCAGGCAACUGUGGUGGUUUGGGUGGAGAAUUAUAUGCUUGCUACCUGUCAACAAGAAUUCUUACAGGUUAAUUUUGUCCUCCGGCUCUGGGAAUCAUGUAGAAAAAUGCGUCUGUGACACUGAUUGCAUUGCAAGGUGUGGCAUAACAGCUUUUCUUCUUUAAAAUAUGAGUUUCGGCUGGAACUUGUGUAUGUAACAUAUUCUCAUUGGCACAUUGUAAACAAUCAUCUUGAAAUUUGAUUUUAAAUUAGAAAUUUAUGGAAUUUACUAUGCACUAUCAUUUCUAUCAUUUUUAAUAUUCACAUUGUGUUUGCAAGAGACGGUUGGUGUGAAGUGGAGGGGACGUUGUUCGCUUUUCAUUGAUGAACAAAUUGACAGUAACCAUUGUUCUUUGAAGGUAAUUUAUCGAUUUAAUAUCUGCAGAAUGAUAUGUGGGAUAAGGACUCUUCUGUCUAAAGUGUGAACAUUGUUAUGCUGGCAUACUCUUGAUAUACAGUGGUUUGUUUCAGUUGCUGUGCUAUUAUUCUCUUUCUCUUGCCACCCUCUUGAAAAAUUCUUGGCAUUAUGGAGAAGAUGAUUUCACUUGUGCAGUGAUCUUGUGGGCAGGAUUUGCACCCUUUCUAAAAUGCUGUUAAUGGAACAGUAUUAUAUUUGAUUAAUAAUGUCAGUACCAAAAAUAUUUAAGAGUAACUUGAAAUAUUUGUGAUACUGCCAACACUAAUUACUGCUCUCUUCUGUAUAUUGUUUUGACUCAGGCUUGUUUUUAUUGUAAAUUCAUUAUUGGAUGUGAUUAUCAAAUAAAGAAGGCGGCUGUCCUGUUAAGCCAUGUUGUUGUAUGUGCUCUUCACCUAAUCAUGUCUAAACUUCUACUUACCAUGAAUCUCUAGCUGAUAUGUUUUCAACUGAAGAUUUGAGAGAAUUCAGCCUUCUCAAAUAAUGAUAAACCAUAAGCCUGAGUGAAGAAAGAAUAUCCAGUUUGCAACUUCAUGUCUAGUUGCAUUUUAAUAAUUUGGUGUAUAUUAAUUUCCAAUGAUUUUGUGCCUAUGUUUCUCCACUUAUCUUCUGUUGCUUGGACUCUCAUUUUGCACUUCUUUGCUUCUUGGUACUGAGAAAACUUGACGCAUUUUUUUAAUGUGUGAAGAUCAAAUGGUUAAUUGUAACCCUAUCUAUUCUUUUUCACAUUGAUGGUGUGGGAAGAUUCAGACUUUAUUAGCUGCAGAAAAUUCUCUAUGACAUUGUCUGCAAAUGUCACUGCAGUCUCAAAGCAAGCAGGUUGAGGAGGUUACCUGUAUUCUCUGGAAUUUAUAGAACUUCCAAUUAGUUGUUCGUUCAGGCUCACUAGAGGCAUGGCUGGAAGAAUGGGUUGCUUGGAGAUGGAAAACCAUGAAGCGUCCACUUCCCAUUCAUGAAAUCCAUGACCUGAGGUCAUUAAGAGUAACUUGUUAUAUUGAAUCAAACAGAUAUAGAGAGGUGCGUGUAAUCCCAUCAACACAAUCUUGAUUCCCUCCACCCUUUUAGAUGGUCAUAUACUUCCUGGUUUUUGGGGCUGUUUUUCUUUUCUCAAACCCUAAAACCCAUUCUGCCUUGUUGUAAUUUUGAUUAUAAACCAUUUUGAGGAAAUUGGCAGGCAGGGAAAUAUGGAAUUACAAUGUGGUCUAUACAUCAAUGAGGUAUGAUUGAUUGUUUCAACCAUGUCAUCUCAUGCUCUGUUUUCCUCCUCUUGCACGAGGUUAAUUAAUGAAUACUAAAGACAGAGAAAUUAAUUUUGUCAAGUAUAAAGUUCUUUCAUGAUUGUGAAUUAAUGAACUAAAUAACGGAGCUUAACACAUUUUAAAAGUCUACUUCAUGUUUAUGUUUGAGUUACUCCUAUAAUGACCAAAUUCUUUUCAUUUUUGUUUGGAUGAUAUCAAUUUCUACAAAUAUUCUUAGUUUGCUGAUGUGGGUGGUGAUGAGUUGUGCAAUGCUGUAAGCAAAUACCAAAUGCCAGUUUAAGUGCUGCCCGCCCCUUUCUUUUGUCUUGUGUCUCAGGCAAUGCAGCCAUUCACCACAUCAAAACUAAGCAUCUGUGUUUGCCUGCAUUUUAAGGCCAAAUGAUAUUAUUUACUUGGGUCAAUGAUAUCAUCUUGUCAUCAUAAAUUGUUUUAUGGUAUCCAGUCAAAAGCUUAGAGAUUUGAGUGUGUAAGUAAAUGUUGGUUGUGUAUAAAUUUCUGCCAUAUCUCUACAAAAUAUAGCUUUCUUACUAUAGAGGACUUCUUUUUCUCUCUUACUAUCUCUCUCCAUUUUUCCUCUAUCUGGGCAAUUUCUAACAUUUAUACUGACAUGUCUACAUACGUGAGAAAACUUGCUGUGAUUGCUCAUGAGCAUGUGCGGACAGAGGUGUUGAUGGUUUCCCUUUAAAACCUGAAUAAACAUUGAUUUCCUGGAGCUUUGAUGUAUUUGGAGCAUCCUUGCCAGGGUGAUUAACUAGUACUGAGAAUGAUGGUCUUUCCUAGUACAAAGGUAACAAGAGAGAGUUCAAAGAAGAAGAUUGUUGUUUGAUAAGAGCCCUAUCAACUGUUCAUCCAAUAUGGUAAUGCCCCCGGGGUUUGUCUGCAAAUACAGACUGUACAACCAGUGCAUGCUACAAAACAUGUCUUUAGAGACUGAACAAUAUUUUGUGGAUAUGGGGUGCAGGAUGAAUGGUUUAGGCCAUUGGUGACUGAUAUUGAUGGUAUUGGUUUGCUACACAGGGCAAAGAGAAGUGUAGAGUCAGAAUUAAGUGUGCCAGUGACAACUAGCAAAUUACAACUGUAUUAUUGCUUCUACAUUCUCACUUUUGUGAUGGAACUUACUCCAGUUGGGGACCUUCACUGCCAAAUCGGUACUGAGUUGAGGCAACUUUGUUGAACUAGUCAUUCUAUUGAUUCAUGGAAUGGGAUUCUUAAUUGAGAAUCCUAUUGUUAACUUUAAUGGAAGUGAAACAAGUAGCAUUUGGCUCUUCUUGGUUACCAAAUCCUUACAGCUUCCAUUGCUACUGUGAAUUUGGCACCAACAUUGCCAUCAACAAUUCCACUUGCCAUAUUCUCUUUCUUCUUCGGAAAUCACAGCCGAGGUCACUUCUAUUUCUUUUAUUAGUCCUUAAAUUUGAGGAGAAGGAGAAUGAUAUUCAAUGUCGGGAUGGUUAAAAACAAGUGUUUCUAUUGUGUUGUGUAAACAUGCAAGGAUUGAGGAGCAAGGAGGGGCCUACUUCUUCUUAAAACUAUGAAAAUACAAAUUUGAAUUCUAAUGGACACAAGAGCCUUGGUCUUGGUUAA
Messenger RNA from Mangifera indica (mango), 6240 nucleotides. RefSeq names its product cyclin-dependent kinase G-2-like. The record is from RefSeq and is a predicted model, not a curated record. The transcript is spliced from 8 exons. The coding region runs from base 512 to 2797 and encodes 761 amino acids. Gene Ontology annotation, molecular function: ATP binding; cyclin-dependent protein serine/threonine kinase activity. Gene Ontology annotation, cellular component: nucleus. Gene Ontology annotation, biological process: protein phosphorylation; regulation of mitotic cell cycle. Lineage: Eukaryota; Viridiplantae; Streptophyta; Magnoliopsida; Sapindales; Anacardiaceae.